GAGUGAGUUGGCACGUAUACCGGAAGCAGAUUAUUGAGAAGUAGAAUUAAUUUGGGGUGUAGCAGAAGUUUAACAGAUUUCUGCAGGGCUUUUUUUGCGAACAAUUCUGCUUUUACUUCAGAUUCUACUUGCAGGUUGCAGCAAUGAGUCUUCAGUGGACGGCCGUGGCUACAUUUCUGUAUGCAGAAGUGUUUGCGGUACUUUUGCUUUGCGUCCCAUUUAUCUCCCCGAAACGAUGGAGCAGAUUUUUCAAAUCUCGCCUGGUCACUGUCAUCACGACGUAUGGAAACACUGCCUUCAUCGUGAUCAUAUGUAUCCUUGUCUUUCUGCUCGUAGAUGCAUUUAGAGAAGUGAGAAAGUACAGCGUGACAGAAAAAGUGGAUCUGAGCAACAACCCUGUGGCCAUCGAGCACAUCCACAUGAAGCUGUUCAGAGCCCAGAGGAACGAGUACAUCGCUGGCUUCGCUUUGCUCCUGUGUUUGCUGUUGAGGCGUCUGGCUACGCUGCUGUCCCAGCAGGCAUCACUGAUGGCCUCUAAUGAAGCCUUUAAGAAGCAGGCGGAGGGAGCAAAUGAUGCCGCGAAGAAGUACAUGGAGGAAAAUGAGAAACUGCAGGAGAAACUGCGGCAAGCGGGUGUGGAAGUGCCUGAAGAGGGCGGGAAGGCCAAUGGCGGUGUGGAGGAGGAGAAGAGAGAUCUGAUGAAAGAGGUCAGACAACUGAAGGAUGAACUUGAAGCAACUAAGAAAGCUCUUCAGAAGUCCGACAGUGAUGUGAAGGCCAUGAAGAAGCAGGCAGAGAACCUCACAACAGAGUACGACCGUCUACUGGAGGAACACGUCAAACUGCAGACCAAAUGUGAUGCUCAACAGAAUAAGAAAUCUGACUGAAGGAAGACCACAAUUCAAGCUCUCUUUCCUGCAUCCUCAUUGGCUGGCAGCAGCUCGACUAGGUUGUGCAUCACUCUGGCGUCUGAGUGUAAGAACAGGGUUCCAUUCCGCAUAAAUGUGUUUAAUACGUGAUUUUUAAAAAAACGGCUUUUUUUUUUUUUUUUUCUGAUGCACUGUAAAAUGUUUUCUAUUUUUGCUGUGAUUUACUGGUGUUCAAUGUUUAUUUCUGGAGUUUUGGUCAUAAAGACAGCAUAAAACCUGUUGGAGUUGAUUACUGAAUGUUCACUGACACGAGUACUACAUUAAAUAUUAUCUUGACGUGUCUAUGUGUUUGUACGGUUUAUACAUUGGGCCUAAUUUAUGAAACACGAUACAUUUCUGUGUAAAUUAAAUGUGCAUUUAUAGGUGUACUCAGUAAGUUUUUCCUCAUUAAAAAAGUUUUACACUGUAAUUUUGAAAUAUAUGUAUAAAACCAUGAGCACUCACAUGAGAUGAAGACUCCAGUCACCUUAUAAGAGCUGGAUAAAUCUACAUGAAAAGGGUCCCCUCAUGGGGGCUGCCAUGUUAAAAUCACAUGACCAGCCGAAUUCUAAUCAAUUAAUCUCUGCAACCGAUCUGUUAUUGGACACUUUCACUCAUGGAUUAAAUCAAUCAUGGCUGACUGUGAAUAGUGAAUUUCUACAAUGGCGUUUGAAAGACGCUGCAUCCACACCACUAGGUGUCAGUGUAAGUCUAAGACAUAUAAAAAAAAAUUAUUGAGAGCACCUUUAAUGCGACAAUUUAUGUGAGAAUGUUUUUACGACCGGUUCACACAGAAAUGAGUUUUGCUCUCUUUUCACAAAUGAGACCCGUUGUUUUAAUGGAAGGACCAAGAAAAAUGGCCUCGGGCCGGCUAAAAUGGUCUCACGGGCCUUAUACAGCCCUGAGGCCUGAUGUUCCCCAUCCCUGACUUAAAGGGAUAGCCUCCCAACUCCCCCCCCCCCCAAUUAUUUUUUUUCUUAUUUGUCAUAAUUUCUCACCCUCCUGAUGUUUCAAACCUGAAUUACUUUCCUCCAUGGAACACAAAAGGAGUUGAUACACCAUGUCUAAACCGCAUGUGCCGCAACGGUUUUAGACUACACUGGACGCGUCGAAGUGAACAUGCUUAAUGACAUGCAGAAAGCACGGACCAAUCAGCUGUGAGCUCGAGUAGACUUCAGAAAGGGUUCAACUGGAAAAAUAUAUAUAUUUUUUUUUUGGAAAUCCACUGGUAUAAAUAUUUAAAUUAUUAUUUUUCAUUUUAUUGUUGCUAAAGGUGAGUGAACAUGUGGUUAGACACAAAAUAUUAUUUAAAUAAGCAGACCAGACACCAGAAACAUCAUGAGCUGGCUUUAAUGUAGCAGUCUGAAAUUAUUUACAAAUGUAACAAACAAAAUUCAUGACAAAAAUAUUUAAACGUAUGAUAUUUGGAAAGUAAAAUUCUUUUAUUUCAGAUGGAUGGGAUGAAAAAAUGUCCGAGAUAGCUCUGCAAUGCAUCAGCAAUAGAAUGGGGCAUCCGUUGAGAAGGAUAUACAGUGGUGGCCAAAAAUAUUGUCACCUUUGGUAAAUAUGAGCAAAGAAGGCUAUGAAAAAAAAAUCUGCAUUGUUAAUUCUUUUGGUCUUUCAUAAAAUAAAUAAAUAAAAAAUCUAACCUUUAAUGGAAGUAAAACAAUUGAAAUGGGGGAAAUAUCUCAUUAUUAAACAUUAUGGCCGUAAUUAUUGGCACCCUUUUAUUCAAUACUUUUUGCAACCUCCCUUUGCCAAGAUAACAGCUCUGAGUCUUCUCUUAUAAUGCCUAAUGAGGUUGGAGAACACCUGGCAAGGGAUCUGAGACCAUUCCUCCAUACAGAAUUUGUUUAUGAAUUUAUUUUUUCAAUAUUUUGAAUGAAAGAUCAAAAGGAUAAACAAUGCAGAUUUUUCUUUCACAGCCUUCUUUGCUCAUAUUUAUCAAGGGUGCCAAUAUUUUUGGUACUGUAGCUGCAGGCAGAGCUCCAAAAAGGGGCAUGAGCUAUGAACCCACCAGCAAAAGUAUAGAGAGUCCCUAACCCAACCCGUUCCCUAACACUAACAGUGUGUUGAGGUGUCGCCGCCUUUUGGAGAAACCCCAAAGCCUGUAGCUAUACCUACUGCAUCUGUUUACUGUCGGUGCGUCGCAGAUGCUUCCAGUUUAAACAGCUACAUUGUUUAUAAUAGAAUCUAUUUACUUUUAACGCGAUGCUCACGUCCGGUGUAGACGGGCUGUUAGGCAGAACGACAGUCUCAGUCACCGAAUAAAUUUCAUUGCAUCAUUUUUUUUCCAAUAAAAGUGAAUGGUGACUGUCAGUCCCAAAACGUUCUGCCUAACACUUCCUUUUAUGUUCCAAGGAAUAAAGUCAAAUGGGUUUGGAACAACAGGAGGGUGAGUAAAUGAUAACAUAAUUCUCACUUUUGGGUGAACUGUCCCUUUAAAAUAUAAAAUCCCUCCAGUUUACCGUCAGCGAGCUUGGUUUGUCAUUUUUGUACAUUGCCCGUCUUGUUGCUAUAGGAAGAUAUACGUGUGUUGUUUGUCCUGGGUGUGGGAUAGCUCCUGACAUUUCUGGACUAUUGUAGAGCAGAUAGAGUGAACGGGUUCAUUCCGGUCCUGUCUGGUUUGAAGCCUCCGUGUCAGUAUAAUCUGAUAUGAGGCAGGCAGGGCUGUUAGAGUAGGUAAUAACACCUCUUUGGCAGAGAACAGUAAAGCAACACUAUCUCUCAUCUUCUAGGUCUUGAAAUCAUAUUAAUGUCCCGUUUGAGAGCCACACAUUAGGGUUAUGUUUAAAACCGAAAACUCAGCAUUACUUGAAGGGAUAGUUCACACAAAAAUGAAAAUUCUGUCAUCACUGUCACUGACGUGGGCUGAUGGAACACAAAAGGACAUGUUAAGAAUGUUAGCCUCAGUCACCAUUCUCUUUCUUUGCAUGGCUAAAAGAUACAAUUAAAGUGAAUGGUGACUGAGGUUAACACCUUUUGUGUGUCCAUGGAAGAAGGAAAUAAAUCAUAACACAAUUUGCAUUUUUGGAUGAACCAUCCACCUUGAAAUGUAUUCAAUUGCCAUUGCUGUUAAUAUUUUUUACGAUCAAUAUUAUUACGAUCUAAUAUUUGACAUGUUGUGAAACACCCUUUGUUUCUUUGGUGAAUGCCACACGUGUCAAGCACAUGUUAAAUGUAUAGCUUAGAAAUCUUAGUUUGCUUGGAAUCAUCCAACGCAAUGACACCACAACUGUGUUUAAAUUGGGUACCGUGGGAACGCCAUUUGCGCUGUUAUGGACUCCUAGGGGAAAGGUCAUUGGGUUCGGUAAAAUGGUGUUGGAUAAUUCCGAUUCAAGACCUCGUGGGCUGUUAGCAAUCAUGUGAUGAAUGCCAUCUGCUACCAUGACGAUAGUGUACGAUUUCCUUCGCUCUACGAAUGGCUACAUUAGUGAAACGUUAACCAGUGCCACAAUGAGCCGCAAAAAGUCAAUGUGUACCUUAAGAUGAUGGAGGCAUUUCGACAUUUGUCUUUGAGGACCAAGAUAGUUUGACAGAUGAAUUGCGUUUGGUGUCAUGUUAUGUCAUGUAAUUACCAAACCAAUAAAUAAAUAAACAGACUGUAUAAUUCUGUUAAAAGGCCUCUUUCUUUGAAGUUUUCUUCUUUAUAUGCAUUUCCAAUGUAGCUUGUUCUUUCUUAUACCAGUAUUUCUUUUAUUUUAAUCUCUUUAUGAAAAAAAGAAAAAAAAAGAAAAAAACAUGCUCUGCUAUGGCAGUGAUGGAAUAAACAAUCUUUGACCUCCAUGGAACACAUUGUAUUCUUACAUAGUUUUGCAUAAUGCACUGUUCUGAUAGGAGUGCUGUUAUCUGCCUUGAAUCUCUUCAAGAAAGCAUUGUCUGCAAAAACAUCCAUCUGCCUUUUAUUCAUGUCAAAUUCUGAGUAUUUUGUGUUUGGUGAUGUGCUUUAGUUGGGAUGCUGAUGAACAAAACCAAUAAAUUCUACUUCAGCCAUUUUAACUUGA
Molecule: messenger RNA, 4912 nt
Organism: Myxocyprinus asiaticus (Chinese sucker)
Lineage: Eukaryota; Metazoa; Chordata; Actinopteri; Cypriniformes; Catostomidae
Product: B-cell receptor-associated protein 31-like
Exons: 8
Coding region: 144-887 (247 amino acids)
Biological process (GO): endoplasmic reticulum to Golgi vesicle-mediated transport; intracellular protein transport
Cellular component (GO): endoplasmic reticulum membrane; endoplasmic reticulum
Source: RefSeq, a predicted model, not a curated record